GUUUCCUGCCUGCGGGUAAGCUUCACUAACCUUUUUUUCUCAACCGUCUUCCAACUAGCCACAGAACAGGAGGUGGAGUUCGAUGAAGCCAUGGGUUCGCCGCUAUAUCGAGAGUUUGACGUCCGCGGAACGGUAGCCAAAGUCAAGUGGUGCAAAACGUGCCUUUUCUAUCGCAUACCUCGCUCCACCCACUGUUCUAUUUGCAACAAGUGUGUUGAGUGUUUCGACCACCACUGUCCGUGGGUUAACAAUUGCAUCGGCCGGAGGAAUUAUCGAUACUUUUUUACUUUCCUGCUUACGGUCUGUAUGCACAUGGUGGCUGUGUUUAUCGUGACCCUGUUUUAUGUGCUCUGGUCUGAACAGCCGCUGGACACUCACACGAACAUCAUUGCUAUGGUUCUGAUGUCACUGGUUGGCCUAGUCUUUAUUCCUGUCCUCAGUCUCACCAUCUUUCAUAUCACCAUCAUCUCGCGCGGAAUGACUACAAACGAACAGGUGAGUUCGAUCAUUCUGUUUUUUCUUCCUACCGCUUAA
Dibothriocephalus latus is the source of this 534-nucleotide messenger RNA. Lineage: Eukaryota; Metazoa; Platyhelminthes; Cestoda; Diphyllobothriidea; Diphyllobothriidae. The record is from the annotation of a GenBank genome assembly.